Messenger RNA from Halichondria panicea, 3153 nucleotides. Its product is annotated as arf-GAP with SH3 domain, ANK repeat and PH domain-containing protein 1-like. Gene Ontology annotation, molecular function: protein binding; GTPase activator activity. Bases 206 to 2998 code for a protein of 930 amino acids. The record is from RefSeq and is a predicted model, not a curated record. The transcript has 25 exons. Gene Ontology annotation, biological process: positive regulation of GTPase activity. Lineage: Eukaryota; Metazoa; Porifera; Demospongiae; Suberitida; Halichondriidae. Gene Ontology annotation, cellular component: cytoplasm.
AGCUGACCAAAAAUAUUUACGGUACUGACCAAGUAAAGGCAGAGGGUGUGUGUACACUAUUAACUUGAGGGUCAUUGUUUGUUGUGUCUUGCUGCCUGCCAUUGACUGCUCCUUUGUGUGUGUGUGGGUCCUACCUGAGACAGAACAAACAAAGCUCUGCUAGGAAAGUUCAGUGUUCCAAGAGACUGGUUGAGUGUAGCUGGCCAUGAGUGCAGACAUUGUCGGACCUGGCAAGAAAUUGUCUCACUUUGUAGCUCAGUUUGUCAAGGAGCUCGAAGAUGAUUUUCAGAGUCCCACGAUCUCUCGCUUCCAGGAGCACAUGCCUGACUGUCGGGAGGGGCUACUCGGCAUGGAGGAGUCGCUGUCCACAGACAAGAGUCAUGUGCACAAGCUCAUUGGGUCCAUCAAGGAGCUCUCCAAGUGUAGUGAAGCUCACGGCAACAGCAUGAAGAAUGUAGCAGAGGACUUAGUUAAAUUUGGCACCACCAUCUCAACAGCAGAGUCUCUCAUGGGAAAUUCGUUUGUGAAGUUUGGAACUUUGCUUCAUCAAUUAUCUUCAAUUUUAACAAAUUUGGCUAACUCCUCUAAGAAUAUAUUACUGUUUUCUCUGAAUCACUUAUUUGAGAACGAUCUGAAAGGAAGUAGAUACAAGUCUGACAUCAAGGCUCUGUUUGGGCAGUACCAGUCGGCCAGGAACCAGGCCGAGCGAGAAGAGAGGAAGAUGUUGGUGGCGGCUGGAGCGGAUGUGAGUGGGCGGGUUUUCACUCCAGAGGAGCUGGCUGGCAAGCUAAUACUGGACAGAAGAAAGUUCCAACUUGGUGUUGUAGAGUACAUGUCCAAGUUCAAUGAGGUGAAGACUAAGAGAGGAGUGGACUUGGCAGAGCAUCUAGUAGCCUACUAUCAAGCUCAGGAGGACUACUUCCAGGAUGGCAACCUCAUCAUGAAGGCUCUCAAGGCUUGGGAGGGGAGGUUCACUACACAGUGCUCAGAGCAACGCACUAAGCAGGACAACGAGAAGAAGCUCUUGACUGAGGCUCGAGGCAAGAUCCGCAGUGCCAUGGGUAUCAUGGGAGGGAAGGCUCAGGGCCCCAUUCAAGUGGAUCCUAGUCUAGCUACUAGCAUGACUGACAAGGCUGGGCAACUGGGCAAGAAACCUGACCUCUCACUGCGAUUCCCAUGGAAACAGUGGCCUAAGAAGUACUGCACUAUCAGCAUGAUGAAUGGGUUCACUCUAGCCAACAGUCAUAACCACGCCCCCCACGUCAAGAUCCAGGUGAUGCAUUUCCAGUACAAGGACAGCCAUGAGCCGAUAGAGGGACGCAAGUAUUGCUUCAAGCUCAUCACACAGACAAGGACGUACACGUUUGAUGCAGAGUCUGAGAAAGAGCUACAAGAUUGGAAACAGGCCAUGCAAAACUGUCAACUAAAGCUCUUCCAGGGAGAGAUGGAGGGCACGCUGGCACGCAACAGAAGCUCUUACAGUCAGCACACUCCUGGGAGCGACACACGGCAGCUCGUUAAGUUGAUUAUCUCCAAGAUUCGCAGUCUCCCUGGCAACAAUCGUUGUGUUGACUGUGGUGCCCCUGACCCAGAGUGGCUCUCAGUGAACCUGGGCAUCCUCAUGUGCAUCAACUGCUCUGGUAGACACAGAGAGCUGAGUGUGCAGUACUCACGCAUACGAUCGCUUACUCUGGACAAGAUGAAGACGACUGAGUUACUGAUUGCUCUGGUGAUGGGCAAUGAGAUACUCAAUGAAGUGCUGGAGGCCAACAUCACAGACACCAAACCAACUCCUGAGGCCUCUCUUGACCAGCGUGGAGAGUACUGCAGUCGCAAGUACCUGGAACGCAAGUACAUCGAGCACAGCACUGACAAGGACACUCUCCUUCAUGAGCUGGCUGAGGCUGUUGACUCAAGGGACAUCAAACAGCUGCUCCAAGUCUACACUGAGGGGGUGAACUUGACUGCACCCCUCCCUGGCUACUCCCGGGGGAUAACCGCUCUUCAUCUGGCCAUUGAGCUAGAGGACCUCACUUCACUCCACAUUGUUGACUUCCUACUGGGAAAUGGACAUACUGAGAAUGUUGUGGAUGAUGAUGGCAACACUCCACUGCACUUAGCAGUUUCCAAUGACAACCCACAGUGUGUGAAGCUAUUGCUCAACCAUGGAGCUGACAUCACCAUCAAGAACAAGGAGGGGCGGAAUCCCAUGGACUUGGCAGAGGAGACCAGCUAUGAUGAGUGCAUUGAGUUGUUGCAAGAUGCCUCCAAGAAGAAGUUCUCCAAGUGUGAGCACAUUGAUGUGGACUGGGGUGUAGGUGGUGAUGGUGAGGAGGAUAUCUACCAGAUCCCAGUGGCCCCGAGCACUAGUCCCAGUGGUGACUCAUCACUCAAAAGGAGCGAGACAACAGGAAACAUGGCUGAUGAUGUGUCCGUUGUUGUCCACAAACCUCCUGUCAAGAGCAUCUCUGCACUGGGCGGACUUGCAGGUGGUGUUAGACGAAGACCCAUCUCCACCUAUCAGAUAGAGUCCCGGUCACCACGUGUGUCUCACUCCACACCCAGCCUCGUACCUCAGCCCACAGAGGGAGGGGGAACACUAGCCCCCUCACAACCUGCCCCCUCAGAACCUGCACCACCCCCUCCUCCGAGGACUGUGUCCAAGACUGCAGAGCCUCUGACCUCCAGUGGAUUGCCUGUGCCUCCUAAGAGAAAGAAGAGACUGUCCAUGAUGCCAGAGCUUCUGGAGCCCAUGACAUCAUCACCAGGACGCUUGCUAGUGGAAGCCGUGUUUGACUGCAGCCCAGACCAUCGCGAUGAGUUGGAGUUCAAGGAGGGAGAGAUGAUCAUUGUCACCAAGAAAGUCAGUAAAGAUUGGUGGAGAGGUCACCUCCAGAGCGACCCCAGCAGGGAGGGGAUUUUCCCUAUCAAUUAUGUUCACGAGGUGUCCAGUUCUCCUCUGGCUCUGGUACACAAGAGCCCCACCCCCACUGAUUAGCUAACACUAGCAACUGAUUUAUAUUGUGUCACUCUAUGAGAAAAUUAAUUAUUGCACAAACGCUGUUUUUAUCCUUUUUGAUGUUAUUAGUGAGAUCAAUGAUUAAUUAUUAUAUCAUUAUUGUUAUUAUGACAUGACCUGAAUAACCUGAAUAA